This is a messenger RNA of Helianthus annuus (common sunflower), 1235 nucleotides long. Its product is annotated as AP2-like ethylene-responsive transcription factor At1g16060. The transcript is spliced from 8 exons. The record is from RefSeq and is a predicted model, not a curated record. Gene Ontology annotation, molecular function: DNA binding; DNA-binding transcription factor activity. NCBI's taxonomy places the organism in Eukaryota, Viridiplantae, Streptophyta, Magnoliopsida, Asterales, Asteraceae. Bases 63 to 1235 code for a protein of 390 amino acids. Gene Ontology annotation, biological process: regulation of DNA-templated transcription.
UCUCUCUAAAACUCACCUUCUUUUCUCUCUCUAAAAAUAUAACUUACGAGAAAACUUAAAAAAUGAAGAGAAAAUUUGCAUCAUCAUCUUCUUCAUCUUCUCAAUGCAUCAACAACCAGCCACCCAUGAUCCCCAAAACCAGAAAGAAGAAGAAGAAACAAUUUGCUUCUACUACAGAAACUCCUGUGCCCAGAACCUCUAAUUUCAGGGGUGUUACCAAGCAUAGGAUGACUGGAAAAUUUGAAGCUCAUAUAUGGGACAAGAAAGCUGAGAACAUCAACAAGAAGGGCAAACAAGUUUAUUUGGGGGCAUAUGUUGAAGAAGAGGCCGCUGCUCGUACUCAUGAUCUUGCUGCUCUUAAGUAUUGGGGACCUGAAACCAUCCUUAAUUUUGAGGUGAAUAACUACAAAAAUGAAAUGGAAGAAAUGGAAAAGAUGUCCAAUGAAGAAUACGUAGCUUUUUUGAGAAGGAAAAGUAGUGGAUUUUCAAGAGGAACAUCCAAAUACCGAGGAGUAGCAAGGCAUCAUGGUAGUAACGGAAAGUGGGAAGCACGAAUAGGACGUGUCAAUGGAAACAAAUACGUAUACUUGGGAACUUUCGUCACAGAAGAGGAUGCUGCUAAAGCAUAUGACAAGGCAGCAAUAAAGUACCGUGGAGAAUUUGCUGUUACCAACUUUCAUAUCAGCUGUUAUUCUGAAAACAUGGAUUCUUCUCCUAUCAAAUCUGCACCAUCAAAAGAAAAUCUAGAUGAUGCCAUAACAUCCAAAGAACAAGAAGAUGAAGGGUUGUUGCUUGAGAUGCAAAAUCUCCAAUUUGAGCAAGAUAAUCCUUGGAGCUUGAGUAUGGAGUUUGGAGAUCAGUUGGAUUUAUUUAAUGAUAAUGACUCAGAGAUUUUUGUUUCAAAGGGAGACUGCAAGAAGAAGAAUGAGACUACUAUUGUUCCAAGCAUAAUCAAUUAUGCUUAUGUUUUACGCCUCCUUGUGAAACUUGAACCCAGUAAUUGGAGCCCGGGGAGCCUUUUUGUUCAAAAAGUCUUGCAAGCGUCGUCAAGGAAGACCAUUUUGACUAAAUAUCCUCCUGAUCCAAUUCUUGGGAGUGGCGUAUUGAUGACAAUGGGAAUGUGGGACCAUUUUCAUGGAGCCACAGAACUCACUAUUGCUCAAAAUGUUCCCACUAUGAAAGGAAUUCUAUGGAGCCACAAAUACUUGCUAUUGUUCAAAACUUUCCAACUAUGA